UAACUUAUCCCAAGAGUGUCACUAAAUUGAAAUUCAGAUUUCUGCAAAUCCCACGAUCGAUGCUCCUAGGACAAACAAUAUUGUUUUUGGUUCGCAAUACGACAGAGAAAAGCAUUUUUAAUAAUAUGUUACUGUUAGUUUUAAUUCCACUAAAGGUCAGCUAGAAGAAAUAUUACACCAAGUUGUCAUUAGUUAUCCACAACAUGGGAGAAAGCUCCUGGCACUAAAACCUUUCAAGCAGUAACCUCGAUCGCCUGAAUGCGAAUAGUGCCAAUAUCAAUGACAAUUUUUUUAAAACAUAUAUCGCAGAUCAAAUUUAUUGCUGUCAAUGAUAAUCUUCAAGUCAUCUAUGAAGAGGCUGUCCGAUUUGACUCUGAUCUUCCCCACUAUAACACACGGGGAGGUGUCUGCAUUGCUGAUGACAAAAUUACCAUUACAUCACCAGCCAUUAUGUGGGUGGAGGCAUUAGAUCUACUUUUGAGCAGGCUGAAAAAUUCGGGAUUUCCAUUCCAGCAAGUUGUUUGUGUCUCUGGCACUGGACAACAACAUGGAAGCGUUUAUUGGCGACAAGGUGCACAGCAGAUUCUCAGAAACCUUGUAGCUGAAAAGCCUUUGACAGAACAACUAAAGGAUGCAUUCUCGGUGGCGAAUUCUCCAGUAUGGAUGGACUCUAGCACUACUCGCCAGUGUCAGGAGCUGGAAUGCAAAGUUGGAGGAGCAGAAAAACUGGCUGCGAUCACUGGAUCUCGUGCGUAUGAGAGGUUCACAGGCAAUCAGAUUGCAAAAAUUUAUCAACAGCAGCCUGAAGCUUACAACAACACUGAGAGAAUUUCGUUAGUAAGUAGCUUUGUUGCAAGCCUUUUGCUUGGAGAUUAUGCACCAAUUGAUGAAAGUGAUGGUUCAGGCAUGAAUCUUCUGGACAUCCAAGCCAGAGACUGGUCACAGGAGUGUUUAGAUGCAUGUGCUCCAGGUCUGAAAGCUAAACUAGGGUCUCCUGUACCUUCUAAUGAAGUCAUUGGAACUGUCUCUUCCUACCUGAGCAUUAGAUAUGGUUUCCCAAACGACUGCAAAGUGGUGGCUUUUACUGGAGACAAUCCAGCUUCACUGGCUGGAUUGGCAGCUCAGAAGGGAGAUGUUAUUGUGAGCCUUGGUACUAGUGACACUCUCUUCCUGUGGCUGGAGACUCCAAAACCAUCUUUGGAGGGCCACAUUUUUGUUAACCCUGUGCAGACUUCAGACUAUAUGGCUCUGCUCUGUUUUAAAAAUGGGUCUUUGACACGUGAGAAGAUUCGAGAUGAAAGAGCAGGAGGAUCAUGGGAAAAAUUCAACGAACAGCUAAAAUCAACUCCCAUGGGAAACAAUGGACAGAUAGGAAUGUACUUUCAUGUAAUGGAGAUCCAGCCAUUGAUUCAAGGAAUCUAUCGCUUUGAUAAGAAUGGACAGAAGAUUGAUGAUUUUCUAGAUGCAGUGGAAGUGAGAGCUGUUCUGGAAAGUCAGUUUAUGGCUCAACGUGUUCAUGCUGAAAACCUUGGCUUUAACAUAGGUCCAGAUACCAAUAUCAUUGCAACAGGUGGUGCAUCAUCCAAUCCUGCAAUACUUCAGGUGUUAGCAGAUGUCUUCAAUGCACCAGUGUACAUUAAAGAUGUCGCCAACUCAGCUGCUCUAGGUUGUGCUUUCAGAGCUAAAUAUGGUUGGCUAGGCACAGAUGUUCCUUACUUGCAAAUUGUGGAGAAGGGCAGUGAAAGAGUUUGUGUGGCUUACCCAACACCAGGAGCUGACGAUGUGUAUCGUGUCCUUUGUCAGUGCUACAGAAAACUUGAAGCUGAAGUGGUCAGUACAUAUGGUCACAAACAGGGAGACUACAAUGUGUCAUGACAAGCUGUAUAGCUGACAGAAACAUGACUUACAGUCUUAAAAAAUAAGCUUUGCUCAACAGCACAAAACUGAAGAGAAUUUUUUUCAGCUAGUCAUUUUGAUGGCUUAUCUUUUAUAGCCCAUAAAAUUAUCCUCAUUUCUGUAUUUUAUCUUUUUUUUAUGUAGCAUGGGGUGGAAAUUAUUUCAAAUAGUUCUUUUGGAUCUUGUCCUCAAAUUGAAUAGUGUUAUUGUAUCAUUCUCUUUGAUUUCCAAUCAGAUCACUGGUAUAAAUGAAUGUACACAAAGUGUCCUUAACAUGUGCACCAUGAUGUGGUCUUUUUAUCUAUCAACUUUUAUCUUUAACUUGUAAUCAGUAAAUAUAUAAUUAAGCAAAUGCACGUCUGAAAUAAUGCACUUUAGUUGAAACCUAUGCUAUGCAGAAUCUGUACCUCCACUGGCCAUUUUCCUAUAUUAUUACAAGGUACAGCUCCUAUAGCACUCAGUGUGAUGAAUUUCAGUAUAAAAUGCUGGGUAGCUAAUUUAUUAUGGAUUUGCUCAUUCAGUGUUCGUCCUGAGUUACAUAACAAUUUUUGCACCCAGAAUGCUUCCCACCUUUAAAAUGUGUGAUAGUGCUACUGGUGAACACUUAAGUACCUACUGUAAAUAGACUGUUCAGUGUGGUGGAGCAUGUUCAUUUGAAUUGCUUAUUCUACUCUUGAUGAUGUUCAGAUGCAGAAAGCAUCUUUGUAGGGAAACAAAGAAUCAUUUCAGUUAUAUUCUUGGUACUUCAAGCACACCAGAAACAAAAGCAUUCUGUGAUUGGUGCCAAAAAGACCCCAAAUAUGCCAAAGAAUGAAUAUUAUGAAUGUUUGUGUGCUUAUGGAUUUCUUUGUUAAGCCCUUCUUUAAAACUGCUUUGCCUGCAUCACAGACAAGUUUACCUGUUCAUUUACACCUCAGCUUACAUGCUUAAAGUGUUUACAAAGUGCUUAAAUAGUACAUACUUAUCCUUUUGGUUAAUUUUAGUGUCUUUGUAUAAACACAUAUAUAUACAUGCAGCAUAAAUUUUUAAUUUAAAUAAUGGGUGACUUUUAUUGCCUUCUUGCAUUUGAGUAAAUAAGCUCACAAAAUAUUCAUUCAUGAUUAACAUACUGUCUUUAUGUGCAAUCCAUGCAAAGUGAUAUAGUCCUUUCUAAUAUGCUUUUGAUUAAAUCUUUCAUUAUUGCAAUUGACAAUACUGAAAUACCAAAAGUA
Pomacea canaliculata is the source of this 3107-nucleotide messenger RNA. RefSeq names its product xylulose kinase-like. Gene Ontology annotation, cellular component: cytosol. The transcript is spliced from 19 exons. The coding region runs from base 259 to 1875 and encodes 538 amino acids. NCBI's taxonomy places the organism in Eukaryota, Metazoa, Mollusca, Gastropoda, Architaenioglossa, Ampullariidae. Gene Ontology annotation, molecular function: D-xylulokinase activity. Gene Ontology annotation, biological process: xylulose metabolic process; D-xylose metabolic process. The record is from RefSeq and is a predicted model, not a curated record.